Molecule: messenger RNA, 2353 nt
Organism: Boleophthalmus pectinirostris (great blue-spotted mudskipper)
Lineage: Eukaryota; Metazoa; Chordata; Actinopteri; Gobiiformes; Gobiidae
Gene: cxcr3.2
Product: chemokine (C-X-C motif) receptor 3, tandem duplicate 2
Exons: 2
Coding region: 858-1985 (375 amino acids)
Biological process (GO): chemotaxis; immune response; G protein-coupled receptor signaling pathway
Cellular component (GO): membrane
Molecular function (GO): chemokine receptor activity
Source: RefSeq, a predicted model, not a curated record
CAACUGUAAAACUGAAACUCCUAUUUGUCUGGUACAAAUAUGACUCAUUUUAGUGUUGCAUUUUAUUGAACCAUAAUAUUAAGUGCACAUUCUAUUCAUAUUAUAUUAUAUUCCAUACAAUUUUAAACACCAAAACACUGCUCGUGUGACUUCAGGUAUUCACAUUUUCGUCUUUAAUCUCUACUUCAAUUAAAUCAAAUAGCCCUACAUCAAAUACUUAUUCAGAGAAACUGAUGUCAUGCUGUAGACCUAGGUCUUGUUAAUGUGUGAGUUACUUUUAUCUGAUAUUAUUACCAAAGAUUUCCUGCCUGUUCCUUUUUAAGGCUAUCUCUAGAUGCUGCAGGUUCCGUGUGUUGGAUAUCAUCAUCUCUCUUAUUGUUUUUGGGUUUCCUGUAAAAGUGAAGACCAAGUGAGGUAAUAUAUAGUUUAGGGAGAUUUUUUAUAUGUCAGAAAUGUUUAUUCAAAAUCAUUUUUCCUUGAACUAAUGCUUUGUUUGUUGACAGAAGUUUAAAAUGAAAAAAAAGUGGAGUAGGACGUAACAGUUUGCAGAAACAUUUGUAGAUUGUUUGGUCAUGUGCCAUCAGUCUCAGAGACAUUUCUUUUUUCUAAAUGCAUGUUUCACUAUAUUUCCUCUCACACUCAUCAAUUCCUACGUCUUUGUUUGCAUCUGUCUAAAGGACUCAGUUCCUGAAUUUACAACUUCUUCUUUCUGGACCUCUCUUCUGGACAAAUAGGACAAAUAUAGUGAAAGAAAGGGGAUCUUUGACUAGUUUGUUCAAGAACUGCAAGCAUUCUCUGUCUCGUACUAGAUUACAAGUGUUCUGUGUGCCUUUGAGAAAAAAACAAAAAACAAAGCUAUGGAUGAGGUGAUGCCAACCACAGAGGACUAUUGGCCGGAGGACUAUGAUAACUAUACAUACAUUAACCCAGACUUCAUUGCUGCCCCCUGCAGCCAGGCUGAUGCGUAUGGUUUUGCCCAGAGGUAUUCCCCUGUGAUGUACAGUCUGGUGUUUGUACUGGCGCUGGUGGGGAACAUCCUGGUCCUCUGUGUCAUCCGCCGCUACAGAAGCUCUCAGAGUGGUGGGGCCUGUGCCUUCUCCCUCACAGACACAUUCCUGCUUCAUCUGGCCAUUUCUGACCUGCUACUGGCCUUCACCUUACCACUGUUUGCUGUGCAAUGGGCUCAUGAGUGGGUGUUUGGAUUGGCCGUUUGUAAGAUCUCUGGGGCCUUGUUCUCUCUCAAUCGCUACAGUGGUAUCCUGUUCCUUGCCUGUAUUAGUUUUGACAGAUAUCUGGCUAUUGUUCAUGCCAUUAGUUCUGGCUGGAAGCGCAACACAUGCCAUGCGCAAAUCGCCUGUGCUUUUAUCUGGGUUCUUUGCCUCGGCCUUAGUGCAGUGGAUAUUGUUUAUAAACAGGUUGUGCAGGUGGAAGCUGGAACAUCCAAGACUCUUCUCCUUUGUCAGGUAUGGUUCCCAGAGAAGUCAACACAGUGGCAAAUUGGGCUGCAGCUGGUCAGUGUGAUCCUGGGCUUUGGACUCCCUCUGUUGAUAAUGCUGUAUUGCUACAUCCGGAUCUUCAGAUCUCUGUGCAAUGCCACACGCAGACAGAAGCGCAAGUCUCUGCGUCUCAUUGUGUCCCUGGUGUCCGUGUUUGUUGUGUGCUGGGCCCCGUACAGCUGCUUCCAGUUGACGGACAGCCUACUGAAGCUGGAGCUACUCACCCCCUCCUGUGGCCUGGGCCGAGUGCUUGACAUUGGGACUCUGAUCACAGAGAGUGUGGGGCUAUCCCACUGUGCACUAAACCCAUUGCUCUAUGGCUUUGUAGGUGUGAAGUUCAGAAGGGAGCUGGCCCGCAUGUGCAAAGGUUUACUGAUAGAGCAAGGCUGGUUGGGGAUGGAGGCUUGGAGACCCAGAAAACCACGAAGAACCACAGGGUCAUGCAGCUCUGCAGACAGUGAAAAUACGUCUUAUUCUGUUAUGGUUUAAAGAUGAUCAGAUGAGGAAAUGAAGGUGGAUAGUCACCACAUUCAAGAGUGACAAAACUGUAAAGUCUUUUUAAGGAAUAUAUUUAUGUGCAGCUUAUGGCUCUGUUUAUGAUUUGUUGAAUGCAAAGUGGUAAAGAAUGAAAGCUUGAUUUCCAGUACAUGAAAGUGACAUUUGAAUCAUCACAAAUGUCUGCAUGUCAAAUGUUGUGAAACUUCUUCAUUUCAUUUCAGAAAGGCUUGUUCAGCAACAAGUUGCAGCUUUUACACACAUUGCGACAUUUGAUUAUGAAAGUUCUCACAACCUUGAGUUUAAAUGAAGUAUGUUUUUUUGUUGAUGAUUUUAGUAGAAGAGAUUACUGUAAAGUAAAC